Messenger RNA from Dermatophagoides pteronyssinus (European house dust mite), 1386 nucleotides. RefSeq lists its product as uncharacterized. Lineage: Eukaryota; Metazoa; Arthropoda; Arachnida; Sarcoptiformes; Pyroglyphidae. The record is from RefSeq and is a predicted model, not a curated record.
UUUGACGAUAGCGGCUAAGCUUUGCUCUGCAUUGUGCCAUAAUUCCUUAAUGGGAUUCAUUUCGUAUAUAAAUGGAUGGAAUCACUAUUUGAAAAUCAUCAUUCGAUUAAAUCCCUUUUGGAAAAACAUCGAUACAACAAAACCCUCAACAUGAAAUUCGCCUUGUUCGUUGUUGCCAGCUUGAUUGCUGCCGUUUACGGCCAACCAGCAAAUUAUCAAUACUACCAAAGUGGUGUACGUCAGUUAGGUGGUUCAUACUACCGAGGUGCUGGUAUCUCUGGUGUUGCCGGUCUUGGUGGUCUUGGCUAUGGUUACGGUUUGGGUUAUGGAGCUAAUUACGGUUCCGGUUUAGGUUAUGGUGCCGGUUAUGGUCGAGCUAUCGCUUUGGCUCCAGCUCAAGCUAUCGGUUACGUUGCCGCUGCUCCAGCAGUCGCCGCUGCCCCAGCCGUCACUUAUGCUGUCCAAGCCGCUCCAGCAGUUGCUGCUGCUCCAGCCGUCUCUUAUGCUGUCCAAGCCGCUCCAGCCGUUCAAACUGUUGCUGUUCAAGCUGCUGCCCCAGCUUACUCAUAUGCUGCCGCUCCAGCCAUUCAUGCCCAAAGCACCCAAGUUUCCGGUCCAAUUCAUGCUGCCAUCGAAUCACGACGAACAGUUGAAGUUGUCGAUGCUCCCUCCACCCAAGAAGCUCCAGUCGCUCACACCGUUGUCAUUGGACCAAAUGUCCAACCAAUCAACUUGGAAUUCCAAACCCAAGCCUCACCAUUGGCUGCCUCCCAAAACCACGUUCCAACUGCCCCAGCUGAACCACAACAAGCAUCAUACGAAGAACAACCAGACGUCUUGCGACAAGACAUCGUCAAACCAGUUGUUCAAGAUGUCCACGAAACCAUUGUUCCAUUCCGACGAAUCACUCAAGAAUUGAAACCAGUCCAAGAAUCAGUCCACCAAGUCUUGACACGAGGCCAAGAACGAGGAUACUACCAACAACAAGCUCGAGUUGAACAACGCGUUGCCCCAGCCGCCGUUGCUGUUCAAGCUGCUGCCCCAGCCGUCUCUUAUGCUGUCCAAGCCGCUCCAGCCGUCCAAACAGUUGCCGCUGCCCCAGCUACCUACGCUGUCAUCGCUGCUCCAGCUGCUGGUGUCGUUGGUUACGGUUCCGGUUACGGUUCAGGCUACGGCCUUGCUUCAGGUUACGGUUCCGGCCUUACUUCUGGUUACGGUUUAGGAUACAGUGCUCGUUACGGUUCCGGCCAAGGUUCCGGUUACGGCAUUUCAUCUGGUUUGCUCGGUGGUGGUUCAUAUGGUUCCUCAUAUUCGGUCCAACCAGCCAGCUAUGGUUACAGCAGCUACAGCUCCAGAAGCUCUUCAUCCUACCCAACCCAAAAAUAA